Messenger RNA from Sodiomyces alkalinus F11, 1098 nucleotides. RefSeq names its product orotate phosphoribosyltransferase. The record is from RefSeq and is a predicted model, not a curated record. Gene Ontology annotation, cellular component: cytoplasm. Gene Ontology annotation, molecular function: orotate phosphoribosyltransferase activity. The transcript has a single exon. The coding region runs from base 287 to 997 and encodes 236 amino acids. Gene Ontology annotation, biological process: pyrimidine nucleotide biosynthetic process; 'de novo' pyrimidine nucleobase biosynthetic process; pyrimidine ribonucleoside biosynthetic process. Lineage: Eukaryota; Fungi; Ascomycota; Sordariomycetes; Glomerellales; Plectosphaerellaceae.
CACUCAUGGUGGGGGGGAUCGCGGGGCAGGGACGACUAUGAAGCACCAUGUGAGAUAAGUUUGGAGGAAAGCAGAAAUGUACAGACACCUACCUUGACUUGGUGGCCCAAUACUACUAGCGACGGACCUAUUACCGGAGGGAGCUUCGAAUAUUUCACUACACAUACCUCUCUGCGUCGGUAAACAAACGGGCAGUUAUCAUACCUCUAGCGAUCCAUCGAAAGCCACAUCGCAACAUCUCCGGUUGUACCCUGAGCUCAAGUCGCCGAGAACACAAACAUUAACAAUGGCCUCCCAAUUACCUCCCUGGAAGCAGGACUUCCUCCGCGCGGCCAUCGACAACGGCAUUCUCAAGUUCGGCCAGUUCGAGCUCAAGUCGAAACGCAUCAGUCCCUACUUCUUCAACGCCGGGGACUUUUACCGUGCCGACCUCCUGCGCGCCAUUUCCCUCGCCUACGCACACACCAUCCGCGACGCCGCCACCACGGGUCCCAACCCCCUCGACUUCGACAUCGUCUUCGGCCCGGCGUACAAGGGCAUCCCCCUCGCCACCUCCGCCGUCGACAAGCUCGCGGAGCUGGACCCGGCCCGCUUCGGCACCAUCUCCUACUCCUUCGACCGCAAGGAGGCCAAAGACCACGGCGAGGGGGGCACCAUUGUCGGCGCCCCGCUGAAGGGCAAGCGGGUCCUCAUUGUCGACGAUGUCAUCACCGCCGGCACCGCCAAGCGGGAGGCCAUUGCGAAGAUUCGCGCCCAGGGAGGAGAGGUUGUGGCCAUCGUCGUGGCACUGGACCGUAUGGAGAAGCUGCCCUCCCCUGACGGCGAUGACUCCAAGCCCAUGCCGAGCGCAUUGGGCGAGAUUAGGAGGGAGUAUGGCAUUCCCAUCUAUGCCAUUUUGACGCUUGACGACAUCAUCGAGGGAGUACGGGGGAUUGCUAGCGAGGAGGAUAUCCGGAAGACCGAGGAUUACCGGGUCAAGUAUAGGGCAAGCGACUAGGUAGUCGAAAAUAAGCAGAGCUCCAACAGGAAAAAUAAUGAUUAAAAAAAUACAACGUGUCGGUAUCUUCUGAACUCCCAGAAUCUGAAUAUAAUGGGCAG